Plasmodium vinckei vinckei is the source of this 1062-nucleotide messenger RNA. Its product is annotated as serine/threonine protein kinase, putative. Gene Ontology annotation, biological process: protein phosphorylation; mitotic spindle organization; regulation of cytokinesis. The coding region runs from base 1 to 1062 and encodes 353 amino acids. Gene Ontology annotation, molecular function: protein kinase activity; ATP binding. NCBI's taxonomy places the organism in Eukaryota, Apicomplexa, Aconoidasida, Haemosporida, Plasmodiidae. Gene Ontology annotation, cellular component: spindle pole centrosome; chromosome passenger complex; spindle midzone. The record is from RefSeq and is a predicted model, not a curated record. The transcript has 4 exons.
AUGAACGAGUCAGUUAGUAGCCCAAUUAAGGCGACAUGCAGAGACAUGGCCUUAAAAAGUAGUUUACAUUCCUUUACCUUCAGUCUCAAAGAUUUUGACAUUGCUGGAUUUCUGGGGGAUGGGGCACAUGGAAGUGUAUUCUUAGCAUGUGAAAGACGAACAAAUUUUAUCUGUGUUUUAAAAUGUAUAUCUAAAUCACACCUAGUCAAAAGUACACAAGAAGCGCUUUUAAGAAAAGAAAUUGAACUCCAAGCUCAUUUAAAACAUCCCCAUAUAGCAUGCAUGUAUACCUGGUUCCACACAAGUAGCCAUGUGUUUUUUGUUAUGGAGUAUUGCUCGAAUGGUGAUUUGUUUACCUACUUAAAUGAGCAUGGACCAUUUUCAGAAAAAAAAGUUGCUACUAUGCUGUUCGAAAUAAUUUGGGCAAUAAGAACUUGUCAUGAUAAAAGAAUAGCACACUUAGAUCUUAAACCAGAAAAUGUUUUAGUAAAUCAUGAAGAAAAAUGUAAACUUGCUGAUUUUGGAUUAUCUGCACAUAUAGGAUCUAAACAUAAAAAAAAAGGAAUUUCACAUUAUAGAGGUACUCAUGAUUAUUGGUCUCCUGAACAAUGUGCUAGACAUCAAAAAAAAAAACAAAACUUUGGAGAAUUUGAUCAAAAAACAGAUAUAUGGACGCUUGGUAUUUUAGCUUUUGAAUUAAAAUUUGGUAGACCACCUUUUGGAUCAACGAAUGAAGAAAGAGAAGAUGUUAUUAUGAACAGAAUACAAGAAUAUCAUUGGAGUCAAUUAUUUUCUGAAAAAGUUAAACAAGAUUUAAUAGAUAAAUUAUCUCCUGAAUUUAAAAGCUUUCUAAAUCAAUGUUUAGAUAAAAAUCCAAAAAAAAGACCAACUGCUGAAGAAUUAAUUCAGCAUCCUUUUAUUUUUAUUCAUAAUAAAAAUAGACCAUGUAUUAAAUCUUAUGCUACACAACCCAGAGGAAAACAAGGCCCCAAACUAAGUCACAAAGGGUUUAAUGAGCAAGAUGGUUCUUUUCUUACUCCCAUUUGGUUUCAUAAUAAAUAG